AUGGAUGACCUAUUGACUGGCGCUGAUACAAAAUUAGAUUGUAAAAAUAAAAUCAAUACAAUUUUCAAAUGUUUAAGCAGCGCUGAAUUUAAAUUGUGGAAAUGGAUGUCCAAUAAUCAAUCAAUCUUGAAAAAUCUUCCCAUUGACGUCGAAAAUAAAAUACUGUGCAUAGAGGAAGAUAAUUCAAUAAAAACACUAGGAUUGAAAUGGAAUCCAAAAAAGGAUGAAUUCCAAUUCACAAUAAAUAUAUUAUCAAAUGAGAAAAUAACUAAAAGAAUGGUAUUGUCAAUAUAUGCAAAAAUUUUUGACCCAUUAGGUUGGUUAACACCAAUAACAAUUAUCGCAAAAUUAUUUAUUCAAAAACUUUGGCAAUUAAAAUAUGAUUGGGAUGAAAACUUAGAUGAGCAAAUUCGUAAUGAAUUCGAUGAAUAUAAUAAAAAUAUAAAAACAGUGGAGCAAAUUCGAAUUCCAAGAUGGAUGGGAGUCUCGAGUUCAGAUAAUUGGGAGUUACAUGGAUUCUCGGAUGCAUUCUCGGUAAUAUACAUCAAAAUCGGUUUACAUAUAAACCUAUUGACUGCAAAGAGCAAAGUUGCACCAAUAAAAAACAAGAAGACUAUUCCCAAGCUAGAACUAUGUGGAGCUCAUUUAUUAGCAAAACUAAUGAGUAAAAUAAUUAAAAUUUUAAAUACAAAUCCAAAAACUUAUUGUUGGAGCGAUUCUGCAAUCACAUUAUGGUGGCUAAAAGAACCAAAAAACAAAGAGAGGUUUGUAAGAACUCGUGCAACAGAAAUUAAAAAUUUAAUUCCAGAAACUGAAUGGCGUCAUAUAAGAUCAAAAGAUAAUCCAGCUGAUGUAGCAUCUAGAGGCAUCUGUGCAAACAAAUUAAAAGAUUACAUGCUAUGGUGGCAUGGGCCUGCAUGGUUAGUAAAACCAAAGGAAGAAUGGCCAAAUGAUGAAAAAUUAAAUGUCAACAAUUAUCACGACUUUAAUUUCAGAUAA
Teleopsis dalmanni is the source of this 999-nucleotide messenger RNA. RefSeq lists its product as uncharacterized. The record is from RefSeq and is a predicted model, not a curated record. Bases 1 to 999 code for a protein of 332 amino acids. Lineage: Eukaryota; Metazoa; Arthropoda; Insecta; Diptera; Diopsidae. The transcript has a single exon.